This is a messenger RNA of Diaporthe citri, 3192 nucleotides long. RefSeq lists its product as uncharacterized. The record is from RefSeq and is a predicted model, not a curated record. Gene Ontology annotation, molecular function: GTP binding; translation initiation factor activity; GTPase activity. The transcript has 4 exons. Bases 1 to 3192 code for a protein of 1063 amino acids. Lineage: Eukaryota; Fungi; Ascomycota; Sordariomycetes; Diaporthales; Diaporthaceae.
AUGGCUCCCAAGAAGAAGGGUAACAAGAAGGCCCAGGACGACUGGGAGGCUGAGCUUGGCGAGACCAUCGCCCCAGCGAAUGGAGACGACGCACCAGCCCCCGAGAACGGUGAUGCCGCCGCCGAAGACGACGCGCCUGCCGCUGGAGGUCUCAUGGCCCUGAUGCGCAAGAACAAGGAGAGGCGCAAGAAGAAGGGGCUCCCAGAGCUCGAGGGCGAGGACGCACCCGGCGCCGAACCAGCCGAGCCCGCCGAGGAGAAGGCCGCACCAGCAGAGGCCAACAUCGAGGACGAGUUCGCCCUGCCCGAGAAGAAGGGCAAGGGUGGGAAGGGCAAGCAGCAAGCCAAGCCAGCACCUGCUGCCAAGGGCGGCGAUGACGAGACGGACGCUUCGGGCAAGGUCCUUACCAAGGCCGAGAAGGAGAAGCUCAAGAAGGAGCGCGAGAAGCAGAGGAAAAAGGAGAACGCUGCGAAGAAGAAAACUGCCGCGCCCGCACCCGCCAAAGCCGAGCCCGCCAAAGCCGCCGAGAAGCAGGAUGAGCCCGUUGCGGCGGCUCCUGCAGCGGAAGCCGGCAAGCCCGGCAAGAAGCUCCCCAAACACCUCCAACUCCUCCAGAAGCAACAAGAAGAGCUUCGUCAGCGGGAGGAGGCCAAAGCCAAGGCCGAUGCCGAGGAGCGAGCCCGGAUAGAAGAAGAGGAGCGCCUCAUCGAGGAGGAAAACAAGCGCAAGGAAGAGGAGAAGGCCCGCAAGAAGCAGAGGGAGAAGGAGAGGGUCGAGCAGCUUAAGAAAGAGGGUAAAUACAUGACCAAGGCUCAGAAGGAGGAGAAGGCCCGCAACGAGCGCAAGCUGCAGCAGAUGCUGGCUGCUGGUAUCCAGGUCGGCGGUCUUGCAGACGGCGAGGCGGCUAAGAAGGAGAAGCCCAAGUUCGAGAAGAAGGGCAAGGGCAAGAAGCAGGAAAAGAUCGACGAGGAGAAAGCGCUCGCAGAGGCUGCCGAACGUGCGAGAUUACAAGCCGAAGAAGCCUUGAAGAAGAAGGAGGAAGACGAGCGCAUUGCCCGAGAGAAGGCCGAGGCCGAGGCUGCCGCAAAAGCAGCUGCGGCCAGGGAAGAGGAGAUCGAGGAGGACUGGGAGGCCGCGGCGGCAUCCGACGAGGAACCCAAGGACAGCUGGGACGCAGACUCUGAUGAGGAAGCCGACAAGAAGGAGGACAGCAAGGCAGAGGAGAAAUCGCUACCUUCAAGACCAAAGGAGCAAGCGCCUGCGGCCCAGGACGAGUCUUCCGAAGAGGAGUCCUCGUCAGAUGAUGAAGAUGCUGGCCUCGAGGCGCAGAGGAGGAGGGAGGCUCUCGCAAGACGUGAGAAGGCCCACCAGGCUGCCCUGGCUGCCCGGUCAAAAGACAACCUGCGGUCACCCAUUUGCUGUAUUCUGGGACACGUCGAUACCGGAAAGACCAAGCUGCUCGACAAGAUCCGUCAGACCAACGUCCAGGAGGGCGAAGCAGGAGGUAUCACUCAGCAGAUUGGUGCCACUUACUUCCCAGUUGAGGCCAUCAAGCAGAAGACCCAAGUCGUCAACCAGGACGGCAAGUUCGAGUUCAAGGUGCCUGGUCUCCUGGUCAUCGAUACGCCCGGUCACGAGUCCUUCUCCAACCUGCGUUCAAGAGGUUCCUCUCUCUGCAACAUCGCCAUCUUGGUGGUCGAUAUCAUGCACGGCCUGGAACCCCAGACCCUCGAGUCCAUGCGCAUGCUCCGUGAGAGGAAGACACCAUUCGUGGUGGCCCUCAACAAGAUCGAUCGUCUUUACGGCUGGAAGAAGAUCGAGAACAACGGCUUCCAGGAGAGUUUGGCCCUCCAGGGCAAGGCUGUGCAGAACGAGUUCAAGAACCGGCUGGACCAGACCAAGGUUGCCUUCGCCGAGCAAGGCUUCAACGCCGAGCUCUUCUACGAGAACAAGCAGAUGUCCAAAUUCGUCUCGCUCAUCCCCACAUCAGCGCACACCGGCGAGGGUAUCCCCGACAUGCUCAAGCUGAUUCUGCAGCUCACGCAGGAGAGGAUGGUGGGCUCGCUCAUGUACCUCUCCGAGGUGCAAGCCACCGUCCUGGAAGUGAAGCAGAUCGAGGGUUUCGGUAUGACCAUCGAUGUCAUUCUAUCCAACGGUAUCAUGCGGGAAGGCGACAGGAUCCUGUUGUGUGGCACAGAAGGCGUCAUCAAGACCAACGUCCGAGCUCUGCUUACGCCAGAGAAGCUCAAGGAACUCCGUCUCAAGUCACAGUACGUGCACAACAAGGAGGUCAAGGCCGCGCUCGGUGUCAAGAUCGUCGCACCAGGGCUGGAGAAGGCCAUUGCUGGUUCCCGUCUGCUGGUCGCAGGCCCUGAUGAUGACGAGGAUGACAUCGAGGACGAGCUCGAGAGCGAUCUCGAGACCUUGUUCAGCCGUGUUGAGAGGACCGGCCGCGGUGUGUCCGUCCAGGCUUCCACGCUGGGUUCCCUCGAGGCCCUGCUGGACUUCCUCAAGGACUGCAAGAUCCCCGUCGCCAACGUCGGCAUCGGCCCCGUCUCCAAACGAGACAUCAUGCAGUGCGGUAUCAUGCUGGAAAAAUCACCAGACUACGCGGUCAUGCUCUGCUUCGACGUCAAGGUCGAGAAGGACGCCCAGUCGUACGCCGAGGAGAACGGCAUCAAGAUCUUCACGGCUGACAUCAUCUACCACCUCUUCGACCAGUUCACCAAGCACAUGGACGACCUGCUCGAGAAGAAGAAGGAGGACUCCAAGAUGCUGGCAGUCUUCCCCUGUGUGCUCAAGCCUGUGGCAGUCUUCAACAAGACGGGCCCUAUCGUCGUUGGUGUCGAUGUGGUGGAAGGCCAGCUGAAGGUCAACACGCCUAUCUCGGCCGUGAAACACAACCCUACGACCGGUGUGAAGGAGAUCGUUGCUAUGGGCAGAGUCACAUCCAUUGAGCGAGAGCACAAGCAGAUCCCCGUCUGCAAGAAGGGCCAGCCCUCAGUGGCGGUCAAAAUUGAGAUGGGCGGGCACCAGCCGACGUAUGGGCGGCAGCUCGAGGAGUCGGACACGCUGUACAGCGCCAUCUCGCGGGCGUCCAUCGACUGCCUCAAGGAAUUCUACCGCAAAGAUGUCUCCAAUGAUGAGUGGCAGCUCAUCGUCAAGCUCAAGCCGCUGUUCGACAUCCCCUAA